Messenger RNA from Pseudomassariella vexata, 1457 nucleotides. RefSeq lists its product as uncharacterized. Bases 1 to 1071 code for a protein of 356 amino acids. Lineage: Eukaryota; Fungi; Ascomycota; Sordariomycetes; Amphisphaeriales; Pseudomassariaceae. The record is from RefSeq and is a predicted model, not a curated record. The transcript has a single exon.
AUGCAAGAAAUUAGCAAUUCUAAGCCCAGCAUGACCGAGAGCAUAGAGGAUCUACUAUAUUCGGCAAUGCGUCACAUCGAUCAGAUGAAGCAACAGGUCAUGGCCGAGUAUGCUCAGUUAAUGCCGGAAUCUGUUGACAAUGGCAUUGCCAAUGAUACAUCCAAAGACAAACGAGGUCGAUCGUUGAAGACUUUCAAGGCGGCCGUGGGCAGGCUCAACCGCCACACCAACGAUGCCAUCGUCGAGUUGCAAGAUCACCUCGGUCUCACGCCCAAGUCAUCUGAGGGCGCUCGCAUAGUCCCCCUGCCGGCUCUGGACAAGAAUCACCCACUCAACCAGAACCUCCAGCUAUACGAGCACACGGGCUAUUGGCGAUACAAGCUGAGUCAACGCGGUCAAAUCGAUAACACACAAUUCAGCAGCCCAGUCAUUUGUAUCCAUGACGGGUCGCCAAUCCAAUCUGGACCCAACACCUGCUUCCUUCUGUUGCCGACUCUCAAGAACGUCAUUAUUCUUCAACACGCCUACGCCCGAUUUCUGCGACUGAAGCAUUGCCUGAUUGACGAGUUCCUGAAAACAUCACCGAGCACCUCCGUGUACCAACUCUCCAAGAAGAGCAAAUACCCCUAUGAAAACACGACGCUGGUGAACGUGUCCAAGCGGCACCGGUUCAAUGAAAUGCUGGACGUGCUCUACGUUGCUACGGGUUCGACAGUGGGCGCGAAGAAAGAUUACUGCACCAUGUACCUCAUCACCACGUCUGCGGACGGAACUGACGCGUACACCGGGGUGAUGAACGGGUACCAAGUCCAGAAGUCCACGGUUCAAGAGACCGAUAUUGCGUUACCUGCAACUGAGGCGACGAUACAGGGGCUGUACAAACUGUAUAUGGAGCUAAAGGCCGCUACUGCGCGUAAGAGUGCUUCUGGGACAGCAGGAACUGAUGGAGUGGCUGGUUUGAUUCAGAUGUCUAUGGAUAUAUCGUUGGGGAAUAAAGGAAAGGAGACGGUGGGUCGGGUUGUUGAGGUUGCGAAUUCGAGGAAAAAGCGCAAAAUCACCGAGGAUGAUUGAGGUUGGAGGUGAUAAUCGUAAGAUCGUUGCGAUACGCGUUUUGAAAUGGGCUACCUACUUGAAGCCUGGCUUUGGUUUAGUCCUACGGGCAAUACCGAUGUAUACUAGCUUAGACCGAAUCCUUCAUCUCUUGCGGACAACCAUGUGUUUUAUGAUAUGUUGCUUGGCGCUGUAUUGUGACGUUGGACUUGUCCCUCCAUUGAGUGCAGCUGACCACCCGCAGUCCAGAUAGCCAGAUUGGGGUGGUAAUAGUAUUAAAGGUGUCGACGAGCUCCCAUUUGAGUGAGUUACAGGUACCCAUUUGAGAUAUUUUAUCGUUUCCAAACCCCGGCGGCGAUAUCCUACUACUUCACAAAGAGCACAUGGUUUGAGUUUUCAAUCGGGAU